AGAGGGGCCUGGGAAAAAGGAAGCUUCUGUGCAGCUGCGGCUUUUGUACUGGAGGAGCUAAGAUGGCGUCGGCGCAAAAGGAGAGCGGGAUUCCUCUGAGUGCGCUAUGUCCAAAAUUUUUGCACACAAACUCGACCAGUCACACCUGGCCUUUCAGUGCUGCAGCUGAACUUAUAGAUAAUGCUUACGAUCCUGAUGUGAAUGCAAAACAGAUGUGGAUUGACAAAACUGUUAUAAAUGAGAACACAUGUUUAACAUUCAUGGACAAUGGAAAUGGUAUGAAUGCAGACAAGUUGCAUAAGAUGUUGAGCUUUGGCUUCAGCGACAAAGUUGCAUUGAACGGCCGUGUUCCAGUUGGAUUGUAUGGAAAUGGAUUUAAAUCAGGAUCGAUGCGCCUGGGGAGAGAUGCAAUUGUUUUCACCAAGAAUGGAGAAGUCAUGAGUGUGGGCAUGUUGUCACAAACCUUUUUGGAAGCUACGAAGGCAGAGCAUGUAGUUGUUCCCAUUAUAUCAUUCAACAAGAAACGGGAAGUAAUGAAACGUGAUAAAUCAGCAGCCAGCUUGAAGGCUAUUCUGGAACAUUCUCUGUUUCCUACUGAAGAGGAGCUGCUUGCGGAGCUUGAUGCCAUUAUAGGGAAAAAAGGAACAAGAAUAAUUAUUUGGAACCUUCGAAGAGAGAAAAACGAACAAACAGAAUUUGACUUCGAUACAGAUAAAUACGAUAUUAGGAUUCCUGCAGAUUUAGAUGAAUUAACAGGGAAAAGAGGGUAUAAAAAACAAGAAAGACAAGAUCAGAUUGUUCCUGAAAGUGAUUAUUCAUUACGGGCUUAUUGCAGUAUCUUAUAUUUAAAACCAAGGAUGCAAAUAAUUAUAAGAGGACAGAAAGUACAAACGCAACUCGUCUCCAAAAGCCUUGCUCACAUAGAGCGAGAUAUUUACAGGCCAAAGUUUCUGGCUCCCAAAACUGUAAGAAUUACAUUUGGAUUCAACUGUCGAAAUAAAGAUCACUAUGGAAUGAUGAUGUACCACAGAAACAGACUAAUCAAGGCUUAUGAAAGAGUAGGCUACCAGCAAAAGGCAAACAACAUGGGAGUAGGUGUAAUUGGGAUUAUCGAAUGCAACUUCCUAAAGCCAACCCAUAACAAACAAGAUUUUGAUUAUACUAAUGAAUACAGGCGUACAAUGCAAGCACUUGGUGAGAAGCUAAAUGAUUACUGGAAUGAGAUGCAAGCAAAGAAAAUGGAUUAUCCUCCCGAAGAGAUGGUUGAAGAUUCCCAGAAGCGCCCUGAUCAAACCUGGGUUCAGUGUGAUUCAUGUCUAAAAUGGAGGAAGCUUCCAGAUGGAAUGGAUAAAUUGCCAGAGAAGUGGUAUUGUUCAUACAACCCUGAUCCUCAGUUCAGAAAUUGCAAUGUGGCUGAAGAACCUGAAGAUGAUGAUUUACUAAUGCCAUAUGAGAAAAAGUUUAAGAAAAGAGACAGGGAGAAAUUAAAGCAAAGGAUGGAGCUUAGCCAACAGAUUUAUAAUGAAAUGUAUUUACAAACAACGGCUGCCUUGUCCAGUGCACCUCCAGUAAUGAGUGAAACUAUUCCAGUAUUUCAUGCAGAAGCUUCAAACGUGUCUCUUACGAGACCUCAAAACAAAUCAGUCAACACACCAGUAUCUUCUCCUCAUUCUGAUCCUGAAAAGAGCCUUAAACGGAAACUUUCUAAUGCUGAUGCGCCACUACCUUUUAAGAUCAGACAAGUGACUAGCCAAGCAUUUGAGAAAAAGAAGCAAGAUGAUGAUGAUGUUAUCAUUUUGGAAGAGAACAGUACUCCAAAACCUGACGCUCUGGAAUGUGACAUCACAAUAGUAAAAGUUGAAGGUGGGGCUGAUGUUGAUUUCAGUAAUAUUGAGGGAGAAAUUUCCAUGAACAGAGAUGCUUGUUCAGAAACAAAUGGUUCAAAAGGAACUGCAGCAACACAAACUGAAACAGAGCAUCUUGUAAUAAAAAAGGAAGAAGCUGAGGGCAAUACAGAUAAUCAGCUGCCCAGAUCAGAACAUGAAAUAACACUUACAGAACAUCUUCAUGUUUCGGAGGCUGAUAUUGUGAAUGCAGACAUGAAGAUAAAUGAAUUAAGCCUUCAACUGCUUUCAUCCAACAGUGAAAAAGAAAAAUAUCAAAAGGAAUGUGAUACAUUGGUUAAAGAAGUAAAAAUGUUAAAGCAAAAACUAAUGGAUACAGGUGGCAAGCUUGUGCAAAAGGAAAUACGUCCUCAGUCCACGGAAACAAAAAGUAUAAUAUCAGAUGCAGAACUCAAAAAAGUUAAAGAAAAAAGUCAAGAAGAGAUAUUAAUUCUGUAUGAACAGGCAUUGAAAGAGAUGAGAGCGCUGAAAGAACAGUGUGAUACUCUGCAGAACUUAAAAUCUGAAUGUAGGAAAUGUAAAAACAUUCAGAAUAAAAGUGAAGUAGAUGACAUGGCUGUGCAACUUGGUGAUGUUUUCAGACAGCUGGACAAUUGCAGCAUUGAAAGAGACCAAUAUAAAAAUGAGAUUGAACUACUGGAAAUGGAAAAAACUCAGCUGGGCUUUCAGUGUGAGCAGCUGAAAGCAGAACUUGCAGAGUUAAAAACUAAUGGAGAAAGCCUGAAGCUGCGAUCCCUGCGAGUUAACGUGGGACAGUUACUAGGAACAAUAAUGCCUGAACUUAAUGUGCAGCAAAUCAAUCCCGACGUUGGCAUAGUCGAUGAAAUUCUAGGGCAAGUUCUGGAGCAAUUGCGUGAAGGCACUACUUAAUUUUGUUUCCCUUGCAGUCUCAACAUACCUUAUUGUCAAGUUUCCAACCUGUAAAGACUGUUCAUUUUAGUGCCAUGCUACACAUGAAAACUGGCCUGGUUUCCUUUUAGGCUGUUUCUACUGCAAAGGGGCUGCUUUUUAUUGGAACUGCAGCUUCUGGGGCGGGGUGGGGGUAACAUUUUCCUUCCAUACUGUGGUUUGUGACAAAAAUCACCCUUCCCCUGCAAACAGCUAUCAGCCCCAGAAGGUAAGCUACUGGAAAGUAGCAUUUCCCCCAAAUUGCUAGUAUUUUAUAGAGACCUGUGAGUAUUUCUAAACUUUGAUACAUGAUUAUGUAUUAUAAGCUGAUUAAAAGUAUUGUAAAACAAUUGUCAUGUCACAGUAUGUUUCUAAAACAAAUAUCAACUUAAUUUUCAUAAAGUUGACAAAAAUUACCAUACAUAUUAUGUACCCUUUUCAUUUUCUUGAAAGCAACAUUUUUCCAAUGAGUGGUUAUUGAUAUUUCAACCUUAUAGUGUAUUAUAUGCUGGUUAAGAGUAUUGCAAACCAAUUACUUCAAAUUAUACUGUUUUGUUUAAUUAAAAGAUACUGUUUUUCAAAAUAUGGCCAUAUAAUUCUAAGGAACAAUUUUUACAUACUUUUUUCUUUAAUUAUAUAUAUAUAUAUAUUUGUUUUUCAUUACUCUCUGGAUGUACUGUAAAGUUUGGGUUAAAAAAAAAUGUGACUAUGGAGAAUAUUAUUUAAAUUUAUACUGUACAUUAAUACUUUGAAGAAAAGUGAAUAAAUGUAAAUAAGUUUUUAUUUC
This is a messenger RNA of Lacerta agilis (Sand lizard), 3579 nucleotides long. It is a transcript of the gene MORC3, whose product is annotated as MORC family CW-type zinc finger 3. Gene Ontology annotation, cellular component: nucleus; PML body. Lineage: Eukaryota; Metazoa; Chordata; Lepidosauria; Squamata; Lacertidae. Bases 63 to 2774 code for a protein of 903 amino acids. The transcript is spliced from 17 exons. The record is from RefSeq and is a predicted model, not a curated record. Gene Ontology annotation, molecular function: zinc ion binding; ATP hydrolysis activity.